GGCAAGAUGGCUGCCGGCGGUCGCUUUGAGUAGUUGCCGACCCAGAGCCUCCGGGUUGACAGAACCUCGGCGGAGGCGGCGGAGGAGAACCGAGUUGUUGGAGCGAGUUCGAAGCGGCGGGGGCCGGAUCUGUGCGCACGGAGAGUCCGGACCGAGAGGCGGGACUGCUGGGAUCCGCAGCGGAGCGGGGAGCGCGCCGAGUCCCAGGCCCCGCCAUGCCCUGCCGCCCCGUGGGGACCCGGGACUCGGAGCCGCGCGGGGCCGGCGCGCGUUGCCGCCGGCGAGUCUGAAACCUUCCAAAAUGAACAGGAAGAAGGGAGACCGGGGCUUCGAGAGCCCGCGGCCGUAUAAAUUAACCCAUCAGGUCGUCUGCAUCAACAAUAUAAACUUCCAGAGAAAAUCUGUUGUGGGAUUCGUGGAACUGACUAUAUUUCCUACGGUUGCAAACUUGAAUAGAAUCAAGUUGAACAGCAAGCAGUGUAGAAUAUACCGAGUAAGGAUCAAUGAUUUGGAGGCUGCUUUUAUUUAUAAUGAUCCAACCUUGGAAGUUUGUCACAGUGAAUCAAAACAGCGAAAUCUCAAUUACUUUUCUAAUGCUUAUGCUGCUGCAGUUACUGCUGUUGAUCCUGAUGCAGGAAACGGAGAACUUUGCAUUAAGGUUCCAUCAGAGCUGUGGAAACACGUUGAUGAGUUAAAGGUCCUGAAGAUACACAUUAAUUUUUCUUUGGAUCAGCCGAAAGGAGGUCUUCAUUUUGUGGUACCCAGUAUAGAGGGCAGUAUGGCGGAAAGAGGUGCUCAUGUCUUCUCUUGUGGGUAUCAAAAUUCCACAAGAUUUUGGUUCCCAUGUGUUGAUUCAUACUCUGAAUUGUGUACAUGGAAAUUGGAAUUUACAGUAGAUGCUGCAAUGGUGGCUGUGUCCAAUGGAGAUCUGGUAGAGACAGUAUAUACCCAUGAUAUGAGGAAGAAGACCUUCCAUUAUAUGCUUACCAUUCCUACAGCAGCCUCCAAUAUCUCCUUGGCCAUUGGACCUUUUGAAAUACUCGUAGAUCCGUAUAUGCACGAGGUUACUCAUUUUUGUUUACCUCAACUUCUUCCUUUGCUUAAACAUACAACAUCUUAUCUUCAUGAAGUUUUUGAAUUUUAUGAAGAAAUUCUUACGUGUCGUUACCCGUACUCCUGUUUCAAGACUGUGUUCAUUGAUGAAGCCUAUGUUGAAGUGGCGGCCUAUGCUUCCAUGAGCAUUUUUAGCACAAAUCUACUCCACAGUGCCAUGAUUAUAGAUGAGACACCUCUGACUAGGAGGUGUCUCGCUCAGUCCUUGGCCCAGCAAUUUUUUGGGUGUUUCAUAUCCAGAAUGUCUUGGUCUGAUGAAUGGGUGCUGAAAGGAAUUUCAGGCUAUAUUUAUGGACUUUGGAUGAAAAAAACUUUUGGUGUUAAUGAGUACCGCCAUUGGAUUAAGGAGGAACUAGAUAAAAUAGUGGCAUAUGAACUGAAAACUGGGGGAGUUUUACUACAUCCUAUAUUUGGUGGAGGAAAAGAAAAGGAUAAUCCAGCAUCCCACCUUCACUUUUCGAUAAAGCACCCGCAUACUCUCUCCUGGGAAUAUUACACUAUGUUUCAGUGCAAAGCUCACCUUGUGAUGAGAUUGAUUGAAAAUAGGAUUAGUAUGGAGUUUAUGCUACAGGUUUUCAACAAACUGCUAAGUCUGGCUAGUACUGCUUCAUCUCAGAAGUUCCAGUCUCAUAUGUGGAGCCAGAUGUUGGUUUCCACAUCUGGAUUUUUGAAAUCCAUAUCAAAUGUCUCUGGCAAAGACAUUCAGCCCUUAAUAAAGCAAUGGGUAGACCAGAGUGGAGUAGUAAAAUUUUAUGGAAGUUUUGCAUUUAAUAGAAAACGAAAUGUCUUAGAACUGGAAAUAAAACAAGAUUAUACAUCUCCUGGAACUCAGAAAUACGUGGGACCACUUAAAGUGACAGUACAGGAGUUAGAUGGAUCUUUCAAUCAUACACUUCAAAUUGAAGAGAACAGCCUUAAACAUGAUAUCCCCUGCCAUUCAAAAAGCAGAAGGAAUAAGAAGAAAAAAAUCCCACUGAUGAAUGGAGAAGAAGUUGACAUGGAUCUUUCUGCAAUGGAUGCGGAUUCCCCUUUGCUGUGGAUAAGAAUAGAUCCAGAUAUGUCAGUUCUGAGGAAGGUAGAGUUCGAGCAAUCCGAUUUUAUGUGGCAAUAUCAACUUCGCUAUGAAAGGGAUGUUGUUGCACAACAGGAAUCCAUCUUGGCCUUGGAGAAGUUUCCUACACCUGCUUCCCGCCUUGCACUCACUGACAUCUUAGAGCAAGAGCAGUGUUUCUACCGAGUGAGAAUGUCAGCUUGCUUUUGUCUUGCAAAGAUUGCAAAUUCAAUGGUGAGCACGUGGACAGGACCACCAGCGAUGAAAUCACUCUUUACUCGGAUGUUUUGUUGUAAAACUUGUCCAAACAUUGUGAAAACAAACAACUUUAUGAGCUUUCAAAGUUAUUUUCUACAAAAGACUAUGCCAGUUGCAAUGGCUUUGUUAAGAGAUGUUCAUAACCUUUGUCCCAAAGAAGUCUUAACAUUUAUUUUAGACUUAAUCAAGUACAAUGACAACAGAAAAAAUAAGUUUUCAGAUAACUAUUACCGUGCAGAAAUGAUUGAUGCUCUGGCAAACUCUGUUACUCCAGCAGUCAGUGUGAAUAAUGAAGUUAGAACUUUGGAUAACUUGAAUCCUGAUGUGCGACUAAUUCUUGAGGAAAUCACCAGAUUUUUGAAUAUGGAAAAACUACUUCCAAGUUACAGACAUACCAUUACUGUCAGUUGCUUGAGAGCUAUAAGGGUGCUUCAGAAGAAUGGACAUGUGCCAAGUGAUCCAGCUCUUUUCAAAUCUUAUGCUGAAUAUGGCCAUUUUGUGGACAUCAGGAUAGCAGCUUUGGAAGCAGUAGUUGACUAUACUAAAGUGGACAGGAGUUAUGAAGAACUGCAGUGGCUACUUAAUAUGAUUCAGAGUGAUCCUGUACCAUAUGUAAGGCACAAGAUCCUAAACAUGUUGACUAAAAACCCACCAUUUACAAAGAACAUGGAAUCUCCCUUAUGCAAUGAAGCUCUGGUGGAUCAACUUUGGAAACUUAUGAAUUCUGGUACUUCGCAUGACUGGAGGUUACGGUGUGGUGCUGUGGACUUAUAUUUCACACUUUUUGGUCUCAGUAGACCUUCCUGUUUACCCUUGCCAGAGCUUGGUUUGGUUCUUAAUCUAAAGGAAAAAAAAGCUGUGCUGAAUCCUACCAUAAUUCCAGAGGCCUUAACAGGCAACCAAGAAGUUACAAGUAAUCUGAGCAGUCAUGCACAGCAAAUUGGAUUUCAGAACCCAUUUUCAAGUUCUCAAGAUGAGGAGGAGAUUGAUAUGGAUACUGUUCAUGAUAGCCAGGCCUUCAUUUCCCAUCAUCUGAACAUGCUUGAGAGGCCAUCGACUCCAGGGCUUUCUAAAUAUCGACCAGCUAGUUCCCGAUCUUCUUUAAUGCCCCAGCAUUCAUCGGGCUGUGACAUCACAUCUACCACAAAACCCCAGUGGAGUAUGGAACUUGCCCGUAAGGGAUCAGGUAAAGAACCAUCACCUUUGGAGAUGAGUUUACAUCCUGCGGUAGCGGCUCCUCUCUCAGUAUUUGGUAAGGAAUCUGCAUCCUCCAAACACAGUGACCACCAUCACCAUCAUCACCAUGAACACAAGAAGAAGAAGAAGAAGCACAAGCAUAAGCAUAAACACAAGCACAAAACCCAAACAUAAAGUGACAGUGAAGACAAGGACGAGGAGCCUUCCCUGUCUCCAGCCCUGCCGAUGCCAAGUGCUCAUUCUCCUUAUCUCUGAGACUGUGAAAGGGACAGAGAGCCCUUUCCCUCUGUGUCCACAAGACACAUCGCUGCAGCUUUGUCCUCUGAAGAAUGACAGAGGUGGGAAAUGGAGAAUCUAUGGACGUUCUAGGCAGUUGACUUAUAUGUACAAUUGAGGUCUAGUUAGCAUAUUGCAUUUUAUGGUUCUGGAUAAACUGUUUCAUCCCUUGUUUAUACACACACACACACACACACACACACACACAC
Molecule: messenger RNA, 4104 nt
Organism: Perognathus longimembris pacificus (Pacific pocket mouse)
Lineage: Eukaryota; Metazoa; Chordata; Mammalia; Rodentia; Heteromyidae
Gene: Taf2
Product: TATA-box binding protein associated factor 2
Exons: 26
Coding region: 302-3793 (1163 amino acids)
Biological process (GO): transcription initiation at RNA polymerase II promoter
Cellular component (GO): transcription factor TFIID complex
Molecular function (GO): transcription cis-regulatory region binding; RNA polymerase II general transcription initiation factor activity; chromatin binding
Source: RefSeq, a predicted model, not a curated record